AUGCUGAAGACGGCCUCCGCUUGCCUCCUUGCCCUCUUGGCGCCAGCGACUGCUGAGGAGGCAUGCCUCCUGCAGACGGCCCAGAAAGGGAGGCCUUGGCCCGACCAGUGGUGGAAGAUGGACCCUCCUGCAAAAGAGGUGAAGGAUUUCUGCGGCGCCCAGAUUCCUUCGGAGCUGAACUUCGGAGACUUCAGCAAUGGUGACAUCGUCACUCCUUCCACGAAUGUCCCGGACGUAGACGUGACCAUCAGCUCUGAGGUCCUCACUCCCAACCCCACCUGUUCUGGGCCCAUGGUGAUCAGCAACACCUCCAAGUUCUUGCCUUCCAUUGACAAAGACCUGCAGCAGUGCAACGGUCAGUUCCCAGACAGGGACGGCUGCCUGCUGCUCACCUACUCCAAGGACCCGCCACGAAAUGGUGUGAUCAGGAAGGUGAACAAAUGUGGCGACCAGAACACCCAGAACGGCGUCAUUGUGGGGCCGGCGCUGAGGAUCAACUUCGAGUUCCGCAGGCCCCAGAAGAUCAUCGCGAUCAAGCUCUGGGAUUUGGAGGAGCCCAGCUACGUCAGCGUCUUCGGGCCGAAGCCAAACAAUUUCAUCAAGAGGAUUGACGCCAAGUUCGGGGCACAGCAGAACGGCAACCCCGAGGUGCUCCCGAUCCAGGAAGACGAGGUGAAGAAGAUCAGCGUCUUCUUCGGAGGCAAAACUUGUUUGGUAGAGCCGGGUGGAGCAUCGGUGUCCCAUCCCAAGAAGGGCGGCGACGUGGAUUGGCAGCUCUUUUCACACUAUGGUGGCCCUCUGUGGACAGCCCAAGGCCUGCUGCUGGUGGACCACUCCAUGGGACGCUUCCGGCAGGCCCUGGAGCUGACGUCCAAGGACUGCACGUGGCGCAGCCGCACCGGAGAUAAGGACUGGGCGGCUCUGAAGGCGAAGGGCCAGCACAGCAUCUCCCUGCUGGAAGAUGAAGAGUUCGUCACGGGCUUUGAGUACAUCAGCUCACGCAAGAUCGUGCUGCGCAAGAAGGCCAACACCAAGCAUGGUGUGAAGGACGUCCUGGUGCUGAACGCCAUCUGCAAGCCCAGCGGCAUCAACCUCCGCGUGACUUUGCAGGACUCCACUGCUGGAGAUUUCAUGAAGGGUCAGAUCGAGUAUGGCAAUGGCAGGAGGCACAAGACGUACCAGCACAGGGAGGGCUGGGCCAAGGUGGGCGGCAGGCAGGAAAGCGCCACCUAUCUGGACAGCCUCGAGUCAACGAAGCUGGGCAACACCAACGCCCUGAUUAGCAAGGCGUGCGAUGAGCAAGCAGAGGCCAAGGCCCACAAGAUCUGUGCCAAGCACCUCGGAGAGCACUUCGGCACGGCCAAGGGCUUGUCAGCAAGCAUCUUUGGAGACUGCAUCUCGGAUGUCUGCCGGGGCGGCGAGGAGUUUGCCGUGGCUGCGAAGGAGCUGGUAAGCUUGAACUAA
Symbiodinium pilosum is the source of this 1464-nucleotide messenger RNA. The record is from the annotation of a GenBank genome assembly. NCBI's taxonomy places the organism in Eukaryota, Dinophyceae, Suessiales, Symbiodiniaceae.